CUGUGUAUAAGGACACCAAGCUGAGUCUGAAAACAUGUAUAAGGUUCAUGUAUUCAUUGGUGUCCUUACAUGUAUAUGCCAAACAGCUACCAAUGGAUCUGAAACUUGGUUUGAAGCCCGAGAAGCAUGCCGAUCACAUAAUCUUACAUUGCAAACGAACGAAAUAGUUGGUAAUGCUACUUACUGGACUGGCCGUUACAAAAAAUUAUCAAGAUGGAUCCACCUACUUGGAUGCUACUCUGACCAAUCAUUCAACGAGAGUGAAAAAUUCCAUAUGCCACAUCGGUCUGUUGGGCUAUGCGAGGGGAUCUGUUCAUCUCUUAACAACUUAAGGCAUUUUGCAGUUAAAGGAUCAACAUGCAUAUGUUUGAUAGGAUUCGUAAGUACAACUCAUCUGACGCCAAAGGCCUGUGAUUUGUCCUGUGACACCGAUACUAGACAACCGUUUGCAAACGAAUGUGGUGGCUCAUCGGCAUACAAUUUAUACGUUUCGGGUAUGUUGAAUAUUGCUUGUUGUCAAUUUAUUUGCACUUGGUAUGGGGAGAGAAGAAAUCAGCAUAUUUGA
Messenger RNA from Saccostrea cuccullata (small rock oyster), 565 nucleotides. RefSeq lists its product as uncharacterized. The transcript is spliced from 4 exons. Lineage: Eukaryota; Metazoa; Mollusca; Bivalvia; Ostreida; Ostreidae. The coding region runs from base 35 to 565 and encodes 176 amino acids. The record is from RefSeq and is a predicted model, not a curated record.